UUUAUCCAGCAACACUCCCACUCUCACUCCAACAUUUUACUCAGAGCCUCUCUCUCUCUCUCUCUCUCUCUCUCUCAAGGAAAAAAAAAAAAAGCUUCCGCUUGAUCUUCCAAUGGCGCUUAUGCUGGAGAAUUGCGAGGGCAUCUUACUCUCUCUAGACUCGCACAAAUCAGUCCCCGCUCCAUUCCUCACGAAAACUUACCAACUGGUAGACGAUCCCGCGACCGACCACAUAGUUUCAUGGGGUGAAGACGACGCCACCUUCAUCGUUUGGCGGCCACCUGAGUUCGCUCGCGACCUACUCCCCAACUACUUUAAGCACAAUAACUUCUCCAGCUUCGUCCGCCAGCUCAACACCUAUGGUUUUCGAAAGAUUGUACCGGACAGAUGGGAGUUCGCCAACGAGUUCUUCAAGAAGGGAGAGAAGCACUUGCUGUGUGAGAUCCACAGAAGGAAAACUGCUCAGCCCCAAGUAGGCAUCAACCAACACCAACAUCAUCAUCACCACCCGCAUUCCGCACUAGGCGUCAACGGCGCGAGUUUCUUCCCCUUUCCCAGCCGAACGAGCAUCUCCCCCUCCGAUUCCGACGAGCAAGCCAAUUGGUCCGACUCUCCCCCGCUCUCUUCCCCAAGAGGAGCCACCGGAGUCUACAACAGCUCCGUGACGGCGCUUUCGGAGGACAACGAAAGACUCAGGCGAAGCAACUCGCUGCUAAUCUCUGAGCUGGCGCACAUGAGGAAGCUUUACAACGACAUCAUAUAUUUUGUGCAAAACCAUGUGAAGCCUGUCGCUCCAAGCAAUUCUUACCCUUCUUCUUUACUUCUCUGCAACGCACCCGCAACCGCUACUCCUCUUACUACAACAAGCUCAUUGGUGCAAAAGCCUUUGAACCAGAUUCUUGGGUACUAUCCGACGUCGUCCAACCCUAAGCAAGCCCCUCCCAACCAUGUUACAUCAAGGAGCGGCUCUAUGACAGUUCUUGAAGAACCCAACAGCAUGAAUAGCUGCAAGACGAAGCUUUUCGGUGUGCCUCUUCAAUAUUCAAAGAAAAGAUUGCACCCAGAGUACGGUGCUAAUAUUCCAAUGAACACCGAGACUAGCAAGGCUCGUUUCGUCUUGGAAAAGGAUGAUUUAGGCUUAAAUCUCAUGCCUCCUUCCGCGUGUUAGUUUCAACGAAUCCAUUCAGAAAUCUAGGCUCCUUUUCACUUUUCUUCUUCUUCUUUUUUUUUUCGAUUUUCUUGUUCGAUGUUUUUUCUUUUGAGUCAGGAAUUAAGUCUGAUGAUAUGUGUGUGAGUGUGGGUGUUUGUGAGUGAGUCUGUAUAUAACUUUAGUGCCGGGUAUUAUCUUUGUUCCCCCACAGCCAUGAAUGCAGGUGGGUUUUGGUUAGAGUGAAGAUCAAAAGCAACGAUUUUAAAUCAUCUUUUGCAA
Messenger RNA from Alnus glutinosa, 1429 nucleotides. RefSeq names its product heat stress transcription factor B-4. The record is from RefSeq and is a predicted model, not a curated record. Gene Ontology annotation, biological process: regulation of transcription by RNA polymerase II. Bases 113 to 1168 code for a protein of 351 amino acids. The transcript has 2 exons. Lineage: Eukaryota; Viridiplantae; Streptophyta; Magnoliopsida; Fagales; Betulaceae. Gene Ontology annotation, molecular function: DNA-binding transcription factor activity; RNA polymerase II cis-regulatory region sequence-specific DNA binding. Gene Ontology annotation, cellular component: nucleus.